This is a messenger RNA of Belonocnema kinseyi, 2160 nucleotides long. RefSeq lists its product as uncharacterized. The record is from RefSeq and is a predicted model, not a curated record. The coding region runs from base 130 to 534 and encodes 134 amino acids. The transcript is spliced from 3 exons. NCBI's taxonomy places the organism in Eukaryota, Metazoa, Arthropoda, Insecta, Hymenoptera, Cynipidae.
UCCUCUGCCAUUUGUCGUUCGGUGCGCGGACUGUAGUGAUCUCCGUAUCUUCAAAGUGCUCCUCAGUGUCGAAGAUUUUUCAGUGUAUUUACUAGUGUUUCCGUAAAUAUCUACAUCAUAUCUAUCAAAAUGGCUGAUGUUGAAGCAAAAGAAACCAAAGUUGUCAGCACACCUGAGAAGAAGGUGGUAGAGGAGGAAAAGCCCGCUAAGGUCGUGGAGAAAGUUGUGGAGGAGGUUGAUGAAGAUUCCAACUCCAAAGCGUCAGAAAAUGGAAAUGGAAAAGUCACAGAGACCAAAGAAAAUGGCGCAAGCGAGGAGAAGGAAAAUGACGAGAAGGAAGCCGAAGAGAAGGAGGAACCCGCCAAGAAUGGUGGUGACACCGACAAAGUUGCUGCAGUUGACACCUGUUGUAUAAAGAGGAAGUCGGUCGGAGCUGACGCGACCGAUGAUGCCGCGAAGGACGGUGCGAGUCCUGAAAAGAAAGCAAAGCUUGAUGAAGCGCCAGUUGUUGAAGCCGAAAGCAACGGGGUCUAAAGAUGAUGUCAGAAUGCAAACAUAAUCAUCAGUGCAUCGCCAUAAAGACCUAGUGUCGAUCGCAGAACUCUGAUAUUGUUUACGAUUACGUUUUUGUGUUGAGAGUGGCCGUGUGUAUGUUAACUACAAGAUCUUGCGCAUCGUAGCCUUAAGGUGGUGCUGUACUGCCGAGUCAGCAUUGCACGUCGUACAUGAUAGAAAUUUCGCUACCCUCGUUACACACAUUUAAACGUAUGCAAGCAUGCGAGAGCGCGUUGGCGCGAUAUCAAAUCCGUAUUUACGCAAAAACUACUACUAUACUUUUUAUAAAUGACGACAAAGCGACCAACAAACGCCAAUCAAUCCUGCGUCUCAAGCAAGCCGGGCUCGAGUCUUCAGAUGACAAUACUCCUCUGGUGGAUCGAGCCGCCACUGGAUUUCUUGGGAGGCGGGAUCGAUUAAUCGCAAUAUGUAAAAUGAACCUGAGCUAAUCUCUGUAUAAGUUGAAAUACAUUCCUGCAAGAGAAUCUGGUAAAAUCAAGCAUUCGAAGUCCCAUUGACGAAGAAUGAAACGUGCUGUUUGAACAAUGCUGAUCCUGAAUCUUAAGUUACUUAAAGUCUGAUUUUAAUGCGAAAGUAUUACAAAAUAAUUAUACAGUGCGCGUUUUACCGACAGGCAUAGGUGCACACUUUCUGAAUAGCGCAGUUCGAAGAUUCUUUUGUCCAGAUGCGUGCUGCGGUGCAUUCGUAAAAUUAAUCUAGAUCAGAUCAAUAACAUUAAAACAAUUUUCAUUGACGAGAUAAUAUUCAUAGACGAUACUAAUUUUUUUCUUUCGUAUUUUUGUUUUGUUUUAGAUCAAUUUUAACCCUUGACUGGUCGUGUGCUAAUCGAAAAUAUGUAAUAUCCUUGAGUUUCCAGACGUGUAAUCGUUCGGAUGUAAUUUGAACGGAUUAUAAUACCUAAAGGUUGAAUUGGCUUUGCAUGAUAUUCAUCAUAUAUUUGGCCAAAGUGUAAUUUGCAAAAUAGAUAAUGAUUUAAAACAAAUGUAUUGUUUGAUUCAAAGUUUGAUAAUGUACUAUUCCAGUUGAGGGAUAAUUUUGGCAUUAGUAAUAGUCGUGGUACUUAUCCAAGCAAUCCAAGUUUCAGUCUUGAUUUUAUCAAAGUGAAAAAGUUUUUAUUUUUAUGAACGAGGCGAUUGCAUUUAUAUGAGACUUAAAUUAAAAUAGUUAGAUUUUUGAGUCUGGCAGGCGAACAUCGCAAAGAGAUCACCUGUAGCAAAAGAUUCACCUGUGUGAGAUAAAGGUGUUAGUUCAACGUAUCAAAGUUGUUUAGGUAAAACAUUUUGGCUAGUUUAGUCUACGUAGAUCAGUUUAUAGUUCAUCGAAUCUCACAACAACUGCCAUGCCAUUUAUUGAUGUCUAAUUAAACUGGCAUUCGCUGACCUGCUGAAAGCACUUGUCGUACAAAAUUUAACGGGGUCUGUAAUGAUAUUCAAAACUUACCUAAUUAUUAAAACUAAUCUCUAGAUGAAAAUAAAUGUUAAUUACCGACUAACAACAGAAAUACUUGUACAGGAUAAUAUAUAUUGUGUAAUUCAAUGUGUUCGCUAUUCCGGGUAAAAUAAAACUGGUUGUUUCAGAUGGCAA